CCGAGAGGAGUCUGCUUUCUACUUUAGCUGAGAAAAGACACGAAGAUUUGUUUUUAGGACAGUACACUGUAGGCGAAUGUUUGUAUUUCUGAAUGUCCUGGUUCAUUAUUUCGUAUACGAAUCGCGCCAUUGAUCCUGUGAGGGAACUGUGAUUAUCUGAUUCUGAAUAUGGAACAAAGAGCAAGGGCGGCGAGGAGGGUGAGAGGAUGGUGGCUCGACGCUGUGUUGUCUGUGCUUUUGUGGAACUUGACAUCGGCGCAAUUGAGAUACUCGAUUUCUGAAGAGGUUAAGGAAGGGACGUUGGUUGGAAAUAUAGCAAAAGAUCUUGGACUGGACAAGAGCACGCUGAGGGAUAGAAAGUACCGCAUUGUGUCCAGCAGCGCGGAUCCUCUUUUUUACGUCAAUCAAAACGACGGCCUCCUGUAUGUGCACCGUAAGAUUGACAGGGAGGAGAUAUGCGAGCGGACCAGCACGUGCGUGAUCAAUUUAAAAACGGUUUUGGAAAACCCCCUGGAAGUGCAUUAUGUUGGAGUGGACGUGCAGGAUAUUAAUGAUCAUGAGCCAAGUUUCCCGGAGAAAGAAAUUACUCUUGAGAUAUCCGAGUCUGUGUUACCUGGAGUACGUAUUCCGCUGAAGGCAUCUCGAGAUCCAGACGCUGGUGUUUUUUCCAUUCAGCAAUAUAAACUCAGCCAAAACGAUUUCUUUCGUUUGGAGGUUAAGGAUAAAGGAGAAGACGGUAAAAUACCGAUUUUAAUCGUACAGAAAUCUUUAGACAGAGAAACGGCGACAAGUCACUCCCUGGUUUUAACUGCACUGGAUGGAGGAAAACCUCCGAAAUUUGGCGAAAUGAAUAUUAAUGUAAAGGUUUUAGACGUAAAUGACAACGUCCCUGCGUUCUCUCAAGAGACGUACUCCGUAAUGCUUAACGAAAAUGUCCCAGUAGGUACAACAAUUAUACGCGUGAAUGCGACUGAUUCUGAUGAAGGGCCUAAUGGAGUGGUUGUUUAUUCAUUCAGUAACAGUGUCAGCCACAGACUGCUCAAUCUGUUUGAUAUAAAUCCAUCAACAGGUGAAAUCACAGUCAAAGGUUCCAUAGACUAUGAGGACAAGAGUAGAUAUGAAAUAGAAAUACAGGCGUCAGACCGAGGCCUUGCGCCUCUGUCAACACAAAAGAGUGUAAUUAUUACCGUUACUGACGUGAAUGAUAACGCACCCGAGAUUGAAGUCACAUCGUUUUCAAGUUAUGUCCCAGAAAACUCCAGACCUGGGUCUACAGUUGCCCUGAUCAGUGUGAAUGACUUGGACUCUGGUCUGAACGGAAAAGUAAUUCUGUCCAUAUCUGAAGACGUUCCUUUUGUUCUAUCACCAUCUCAGCAGGACAAGAUGUUUUCUCUAGUGACUAAAUCCCCUUUGGACAGAGAGAAACAGCAACUGUAUGAUGUCAUCAUUGUUGCCAAGGAUGCUGGUCAUCCUCAGUUAUCAUCUGAGAAGACCAUAAAUGUCCGUGUGUCUGAUGUGAAUGACAACAGCCCAGAGUUUGCCCAGAGCCCCUAUACUUUUUAUGUUACUGAGGCCAAUGAACCGGGUGUUUCCUUGUUUUCAGUUAAAGCAUUUGAUGCUGAUGAUAAUGAGAAUGCACAGAUAUCAUAUCAUAUUGUUAAAGACGGACAUGGAGACAAUAAAAUGGCUUUGUUUUUUAACAUUAACUCGGAAAAUGGAGAAAUUAUUUCACUGAAAAGUUUUGAUUUUGAAGUCAUGAAAACUUUCCAGUUCCACGUUGUGGCGUCAGAUUCAGGAAGUCCGUCACUGAGCAGCAACGUCACAGUGAACGUGUUCAUUCUGGAUCAGAACGACAAUCCUCCAGUCAUUCUGUAUCCACUCAGCUCUAAUGGUUCUGCUGAAGGUGUGGAGGAGAUUCCCCGCAAUGUGGACGCAGGACACUUGGUGACUAAAGUCAGAGCCUAUGAUCCUGAUAUAGGAUAUAACGGCUGGUUACUGUUUUCACUGCAGGAAGUUUCUGACCACAGUCUGUUUAAUUUGGACCGAUAUACAGGACAGAUCAAAACACUUCGUCCAUUCACAGAGACAGACGAGGCUGAGCAUAAACUGGUCAUACUGGUGAAAGACAAUGGGAACGUUUCACUGUCAGCAACAGCUACUGUGAUUGUCAAAGUUGUGGAGCCCAAAGAAGCUUUUGCAGCUUCUGAUGUGAAAAGUUCAACCAAAGCAGAUGAGGACAAUGAUGUGACUUUUUACCUGAUGAUAACUUUGGCCUCAGUUUCUGCUCUUUUUCUCAUCAGUAUCAUUGUGCUGAUUGCAAUGCAGUGCUCCAAGUCCACAGACUAUACUUCUAAAUAUCUACCAGAGCCAAACUAUGAUGGAACAUUGUGUCACAGCAUCCAGUACAGAUCUGGAGACAAACGGUACAUGUUAGUUGGACCCAGGAUGAGUAUUGGAUCUACUAUAGUCCCAGGAAGUCAUGCUAAUACUCUGGUCCUCCCUGACAGGAGAGGAGUGUCUACAGAGUGCACAUUACUUUUUUGCAUGAUGUUGGUUGAUGUGUGGUUGCAAUUAGUUGUCAAGCAGAAGAGAUGGAUUUUUUUGAUUGGAAAAUACAAUGAUGUUAGUGUUCUAUUGAGAAAUAUCAUCCGACUGCAAGAACUCUGA
Cynoglossus semilaevis (tongue sole) is the source of this 2667-nucleotide messenger RNA. RefSeq names its product protocadherin alpha-8-like. The record is from RefSeq and is a predicted model, not a curated record. Gene Ontology annotation, cellular component: plasma membrane. Gene Ontology annotation, molecular function: calcium ion binding. Bases 169 to 2667 code for a protein of 832 amino acids. The transcript has 2 exons. Lineage: Eukaryota; Metazoa; Chordata; Actinopteri; Pleuronectiformes; Cynoglossidae. Gene Ontology annotation, biological process: homophilic cell-cell adhesion.